AUGUCCACCCAAAAAGACUUCACUCUCACCUUCACCGGCGACGUAAUGCUCGGCCGCCUCGUCGACCAACUAAUGCCAGAGCACGUCCCAAACCAACACGACGAACGCAUCGCCACAACCUUCAUAAAAGCCCACCCAACCCUCCUAGCAAAAGGAAACUACACUCCCUCGUCCCCAUGGGGCACAACCCUCCCGCUCCUCCAAUCCUCAACACUAACAUGCAUCAACCUCGAGACCGCCGUAACAACAGCCCCAAUCCCAUGGCCCAACAAAGUCUUCAACUACCGCAUGCACCCAGCAAACCUCGCGCCGAUUCUGCACGCCGGCGGCAUCGACUACGCCAGUCUAGCCAACAACCACACCCUCGACUUCGGCACAGCCGGUCUCACAGAAACAGUGCAAACAAUGCAACAAGCAAACAUCGCUUACGCGGGCGUCGGUGAAACAGCCGCCGAUGCACGCAGACCUGCUGUGCUACAUCUGCCCAGAGCCUCGGAGACCGUGGAAGACGAACAGCGCCGCUACGCGGUGCAUGUGUACUCGGCCUCUGACCACCCGCGCGUGUGGGCCGAGGUGCCGGGAUUCAAUCUGUUUGAUUACACGCGCGACACGCGCGCCCGGGUGAAAGAAAUGCUUGUUGAUGCGGAAGGAAGCAAGCCUGCGUUGAAGGUAUUUUCGGUUCAUUGGGGGCCGAAUUAUGCGUGGCAGCCUGAUGGGAAGAUUACUUCGCUAGCGCAUUUCCUCGUCGAUGAGUGUGCGGUUGACAUUGUCCAUGGACAUUCGUCGCAUCAUGUUCAGGGUGUGGAGGUUUAUCAUGGGAAGUUGAUUAUCUAUGGUUGUGGGGACUUUGUGGAUGAUUAUGCGCUGAAUGAGGAGUAUAGGAAUGAUCUGGGGGCUUUGUGGAGGGUUGUUGUGAAGGAGAGGAGUGGUGGUGAUGGGGUUGCGUUGGAGAGAUUGGAGAUCUUCCCGACGCGGGUUGAGAGGUUUAGGGCUGUUUUGUUGGAUUAUAGGGAUGAGGAUCAUGUUUGGGUUAGGCGGAGGAUUGGACAGCUUAGUGGGGAGUUGGGGACCACUGUGAGGGCGGCGCUUGGGAAGAAGGGGCAGGUUGUUGUUGAGUUGGCUGGAGGGUAG
Messenger RNA from Penicillium vulpinum, 1131 nucleotides. Its product is annotated as CapA family protein. Bases 1 to 1131 code for a protein of 376 amino acids. The record is from RefSeq and is a predicted model, not a curated record. The transcript has a single exon. NCBI's taxonomy places the organism in Eukaryota, Fungi, Ascomycota, Eurotiomycetes, Eurotiales, Aspergillaceae.